Papaver somniferum (opium poppy) is the source of this 3893-nucleotide messenger RNA. Its product is annotated as receptor-like kinase TMK4. Lineage: Eukaryota; Viridiplantae; Streptophyta; Magnoliopsida; Ranunculales; Papaveraceae. Gene Ontology annotation, molecular function: ATP binding; protein kinase activity. Gene Ontology annotation, biological process: protein phosphorylation. The transcript is spliced from 5 exons. The record is from RefSeq and is a predicted model, not a curated record. The coding region runs from base 2109 to 3254 and encodes 381 amino acids.
UCACUAAGCUGGUUGAAGAUUGAGAUUUCAAGUACCCUUUCGAGCAGUUUUUUGAUUUUCUACAGAGUUCAAGUUCCACUCCCGAAAUCAGAAGAUUGAGAUUUGGGUGCAACUGGUUGGUCUCAAUCCACAGCUGCAAAGAGGUGGUGUUGGCUGAAUUUGUAACGGUGGGAUUCUUCUGAAAUUGGGUUUAAUUGAAGAUUUUGAGGAGUUCGAUUUGCUGAAGUAAGUGGACUGGUUUGAAGCUGAGAACCAGCGAGAAAGGAGGAGAUUCAAGAGUUGUUAUUGGUGGUAUGAAAAGGGAAACGAAGAGGGCAGUGAAUGUACAAUGGAUUCAGGGGUUUCUGAGAUUGGGACUAAUUCGAGGGAUUCUAUAUAGAAUGCAAAGGUAAGAUGGUGAAUUAAUCAAAUGGGUUUGUCUGCAUAUGUUAUUGUUUUGAUUGGUGAUGGAUUUCAUCUACCACCAAGAACAGAUUUGGGGGUUUUAUGUGGAUUGAAAUACGAUCAAUGUGCAAGUUGUUGAUGCUGGUUCUCAGUUAGUUGUUGUUUGGAAUUGAGAUUAAUUGUUGGCUGUGUAAUGGAGCUAAGAGGCUGAGAAGGGUUUUUACCCAGGCAAUUUUGGUUGUGAUUGAUUGAUGGCUGUAGCAGUGGAGUGGUUACCUUAGUCUCGGUUGAAGGUUAGUCAGUAGCAAGUUCAGUGAUUCAAACUUGUAAUGGAGGUUUGGGUAUCAAACGCGAUAGAGUUGAGGUUAUUGAUGUGGCUGGUAGUCGUGAAUGAUGUGCGGUGUCUCGGUUGGUGGGUUGCUGCUCGGAGUUUUGGUAUACAAGAUGCCUGCGAAGUGGAGAAAGAGCUGUAGUCGAGACUGGAAAAUGCUGAUAGUAGGCAGUCGGAGAAAGCUGCUGUCGUCAAACCGAGAUGGAGAGAGUAUCUGCAUGAGAUGCAACUGAUGGGUGUGGUAGUUCCAACAACAGAUUUAGGUGACGUUGGCUAGUCGAGAAACAACAGCAAUGGAUUCAAGGUUCUGAUUGUUCUUAAUGGCUGAAAAAACAGGCAAAGGUGGUUAUCGAUGGAUGGAAGUUUGUGGCUCGAUGGUGUACUCGAUAUUGAUUGUAUAUGGGGUUUUAUCUUGCAGUCCAGAUUGGGUUUAAUCGUAUAUUCAGUGGGGGUCUGUUAGCUUGAGAUUUGGGGUGCUUGUGAUGCUUUUGGUCCGAUAAUAAUCUGGUGUUUUGUGGUUAAAUGAUUUGAGUCAAUGGGUUCUGUUUAAUAAUGUUUGAGUCGAAGCAGUAGAUUGCAGUGGUGAACGAAUGGGUGUUGGUCGAGAUGGCGCUACUGAUAUUUUUACUGGCAAGGAACGUGUUGCCAAUGGAGCUCAGUUGGCUGAGAUGGACAUGUAGUUGGCUGAGAUGGCAGCGAGGCAAGGAGCUGGUCGACUGGUGGAUGUAUGGAACCUUAAGAAUCGGCAGCAGCAAGGAUAGGUGAUGAUUUUAUGGGUUUCGAGAUGGAUAUGUUGGCUGGUAAGUUUAGUACGAAGAGAGGGCUCGGACAAGAGAUGUAAUUUUAUCAUGGGAGAAAAGGGUAUAAAUGGCUCAGGGAUAAAAGUGUAUCUUGGAUUUCCAGUAAAACACCCUCUGGUUGGAAAUGAGAGACUCUCAGGCUUGAAUCAAAAUGUAACCACGGAAAGUUGAAGAAUCUGGUGAGCCCUUAUCCUGUGAAAUGAGACAAGUAGCUGUAGUGGAGGAGGAUGUGGUGAGCCCUUAUCAGAUUGGGGGACAUGAUAAAUAUGAGGAGCCAGAGAUAGUGAUUUAAAACAAACAGACCUCUAAGAAGAGCUGAUUGAAGGAGAAGACCAGACUAAUAAUUUUUAUACCAGAAAAGUAGACAUGGACUGAAGAUGUUGUGAUUAGUUUGCACAAGUAGAAAACCUAUUGCACAGGUUUUGUGAAUUUUCACAAGAGUUUCUGAAUUGGAAAUCGAUUUGAAGAACCAUUCCAUGAUCAGACUAAUUCCUAAACCUGAAGAAAAUAUACAAGGCUUAAUCUGAUCAAGAAGAAGAAGAAGAAGGUUUGGUGGUUCUCACUACUAGCUUCCGGCAUUCAUCAUUUUGGAGAUGGCUGCUGAUUCACCAACCUUAUUUUCCUCUUCUCCCAAUAGUACUCUAGAUCAUGCAGGACAUCAUGGGUUAUCGGCACCUGCGAUAGUUGGGAUAGUGGUAGCAGUUGUACUUGUAAUUUGUGUUGUUGUUGCUGUGUUCUGCUACUUCCAGAGAAGGAAGAAGAAGCGGUUGGAGAUGCUAGUACGUACAGGCAAAGGAAUGCAAACUUUGGAAGCUUCGCGCCAGCUGGCUAAUCGGAUGCAGCCUACAGAAGCUGGUAAUGCUGUGCGCCAGCCCACUAUUCAGCUGCACAACACCGAAGCUGGUAAUUGCUCUUCAAGGGUGGAAGGCGAGUUCUCCUUUGGUUUCCUACAAGAGGUAACGCAAAACUUCAGUGAACAAAAUUUGCUAGGCGAGGGGGCAUUUGGGAAGGUCUAUAGAGGGAAGUUUCCGGACGGGACCGAGGUUGCUGUUGAGAGGCUGAAUCUCAUAUUAGACGUAGCUGGGUUGAUGGCGUUCCAGGCUGAGCUCUCCAUUUUGAAGAUGACACACAGACACCUCGUAUCUGUGAUUGGGUUCUGUAACCAAGGCGUUGAGCAUCUGAUUGUUUACGAAUUCAUGGAGAGCGGAACACUACACCAAAAGCUCUUUGAGUGGAUUGACACUCGUGGCAACCCCAUGAGCUGGGAUGAGAGGAUUGUAGUGGCGCUAGAUGUGGCUAAGGGCUUGCACUACCUCCACAGUCUGUCCAGGGAGGCCUUUGUACACAGGGAUGUAAAAUGUAAAAAUAUCCUGCUCGACAGGGAUAUGAGGGCCAAAAUCUCGGAUUAUGGCCUGGUGAAGGCAAUGACAGAUGAUGAGAAGUCGGUGGUGACCAAGUUAGCUGGAACUCGUGGAUACCUUGCGCCUGAGUACGCAAUGACUGGUCAUUUGUCGAUCAAAGCUGAUGUGUACACUUUUGGCAUAGUUCUCUUAGAACUUAUUACAGGUCAGACGACAGUGGACGAUGGUCAGGCAGGGAAGAAUUUGGCGAUGCGCUUUCGUCCCGUCUACAAGAGGGGCAUGGAGAAUGUGAGAGCUUUGGUCGACCGGUCACUCGACCCGGAUGCGCAGGGCCUUAAUGGAGGCUGUGAGGCUUGCAAUGGAGUGCACGCGCACUGAUCCAUGGGAUCGGCCUGGUUUUGCAGAGAUUACUGCUAGGCUGGGGCUUGUAGCUGAGAGAUGGCCCCAGCGUGCAGAGGAAGAGGAGGAGGAAGAAGAAGAAGCUGCUUUUGACAGGGAACGUUUUCUUCGGGAUUUGGGUAAUGAUGGAGAAGGCACCACGGCUUAUUACAGCGUCUGGGACUUGGAGCAGGGUCAGUCAGAAGAAACAGAGAUCAAUCAGCAAUUUACGUGGAGAGCUUAGUUUGACUCAACUUGGGGAGUUAUGUGCGUACAUAGACUUGGCAUUCAAAUAAGAAGAGUAGAAAACGUACAAUAGGGAAUGGUUUUGAUGAAAAUGAAGUGGUUGAAGGUAAUGGAGUCUAAAUUUUUUAUAUGUAUAUCAUUUGAUGAGAGGUUGGCAUCUAAAUCCCUAGGAUUCAGCUGCAUUUGUGGACAAAGUGAAUCACUGCAUAUAGAUGCAUUUGGGCUUUUUCUUCUUACCUAUUUUUUGUUGUGAUCCCCUUAGGAAUGAACCAGGUGCAUGUAAUUAGUUCAUUUCAUUAUUUUAGAGGUUUUAUUGACAUACCUAAUUUCUGAUGGGGUUUUCUAAUCCGUAGUGAUUUGAUUUUAGAUGAAAAUCAUUGAUUUUGUUUUGUA